ACUCUCAAUUUCAUCACUCAAAAUCACAAGUUAUCUAUAAUUCUGUUUCAGCCACUAUCAGCCAUCCGAUCAAACUACUUUUUGGUUAAUGACGGACAUGAUAGCAAAAGAGCGAAGGAUCCUUGUGGCAGUUGAUGAAGGUGAGGAGAGCUUGUAUGCUUUGACGUGGUGUCUCAAUAACGUAAUUACUCAGAAUUCCAAAGAUACCCUUAUACUCCUCUAUGCCAAGCCUCCAAGAUAUGUUUAUACUGCGCUCGAUGGCACGGGGUAUUUGUUUUCGUCUGAUAUCAUGACCACCAUGGAGAAGUACAAUAAUGACGUGGCUGAUCGUGUGAUAGAGAAGGCCCAUAAUAUAUGUAAAGAACAGAACACUGAUGUUAAGGUGGAGACGAGAGUAGAGAAUGGAGAUCCCAGAAACGUUAUAUGUCAGAUGGUAGAGAAAUUACGCAUUGAUGUGUUGGUGAUGGGAAAUCAUGGCCACCGUUGGAUCAAGAGGGCUUUCUUCGGAAGUGUGAGCCAUCACUGUGCACAGAAUGUGAAGUGCCCUGUCUUGAUUGUAAAGAAGCCCAAGUCCACCAAAUAAUCUGUUUCUCUUUUACUCAUUUAGUAGUACCAGUAGUGUAAAUAUGAAUGUGUUAAAAAAAAAAAAGAAAAAAACUAUAUGGUGUAUGUAAAUCUUUGUAAAUAGAGAAUGAGACAUGUGACUUGGUGUUUUUGUUUGUUUAAUCGGGGAACUUGUCCGGAUUGGUUGGAUGAGUUUUUGAAGCAUGAUAAAUGUCCAUGAAGCGAUACUAUAUAUGAGUAUUGUAAAGGUCCGAUUGGACCAUGGGCGAACCGUUGGUUCGCAUCUAGACCACAGUCUAACCUAGUUUAGGUGGUUCUUGGUUCAAGUUUUUAUAUAAAGUAAACUCUUUAUUUU
Mangifera indica (mango) is the source of this 919-nucleotide messenger RNA. Its product is annotated as universal stress protein A-like protein. Bases 89 to 583 code for a protein of 164 amino acids. Lineage: Eukaryota; Viridiplantae; Streptophyta; Magnoliopsida; Sapindales; Anacardiaceae. The record is from RefSeq and is a predicted model, not a curated record. The transcript has 4 exons.